Messenger RNA from Helianthus annuus (common sunflower), 1686 nucleotides. RefSeq names its product protein BPS1, chloroplastic. The transcript is spliced from 3 exons. The coding region runs from base 425 to 1456 and encodes 343 amino acids. Lineage: Eukaryota; Viridiplantae; Streptophyta; Magnoliopsida; Asterales; Asteraceae. The record is from RefSeq and is a predicted model, not a curated record.
AUCCCUUCAUCAAAUCCAAUUUCCCCUCUUUUUUCUUCUUAUUAUAAUUUCAUUACUUUGUUUUAAUUCUGCUUAAUUAAUCGUUUAUUCAUCAUUUACAUCGGAAUUUAGAUACUGGUACAGAUCUAACGUAGCUUGAUUUGGUUUUUAUCGCUUCAAUUUCAUAGUUCCUGUUCUCGAACGCUGUUGGCUGAACCAUGGAGCAACCGAAAAGGUUACUCCUUGAUCAUUGGGUCGAGUCAUGGACUUAUGGAAACAAAACAACUUUUGUACAAAGAUUUUUCUUCCCAACUCUUGGAAACCUAAAGAUGGGAGAGAGCCUCGGUGCGCCGGGGUCUCCUUUUUGUUGGCGGAUUUUUAUUUUAUUUUCUUUUGCUUCAUAUGUUUUUUUCUUGCAAUUUUGGUUGUUUGCAGAUAAUCAACGAUGAGUCGAUCAGAUGGACCCCACAGGCCGUUUCUCCCAAUUGGGAAUCCGUUUAAAAUGAUGAUGCACAAAACCUCUCAUCUACCAUCAGCGGUACUAAUCGCUUACGAGAAAAAUCUAGCCGAAAGGUUUCGCCAACUGAAACCAAACAACGCAACCGAUGUCAUUAGCUUUUCAUGGAUGAAAUCCGCAUUGGGCUCUAUCUGUGAGACACUUAAUGACAUAAGAAAACUCAUUGUAGAUUUGGAACUCCCUAUAUGUAGCUGGGACGGCAAAUGGGUCGAUAUGUACUUAAACAACAGUUUGAAUCUACUUGAUUUUUGCAGUGCUUACGGGACCGAUAUCGUAAGACAAAGAUUCGGCUAUGUCAUGUUGAAAUGCGCGUUACUCGAUCUAGAAUCCGGUAAUCCACAAAAGCUCAUGCUGGCAUCUUCUUCGUUUCAUGAAUGGAUGCAAUAUCAAAGGCGGUAUGACAACUCGAAACUACAGGAUUGUUGUGAUGUCAUAUCCAAGCUUGAGGAAACGCUUAACUUGCCGAAAAUCAAGAACAUACCCAAAGCAAAGGACCUGGUCCGAGCCAUGUACGGACUCAAGGUUCAGACCAUGUUCAUUUUCAGCACGUUAGUGGCUGCAUUUUCAACUACAUGUCGGACUCUUGUAGAUUUGCAGGUUCCCAAAGAGUAUUUGUGGCAUGAAUCGUUUACCGAAUUGCAAACCGUUAUGAACGGUGAAAUCAAGAACAUUUAUGCCUCUGGGGAUAUUUAUACAUUAAAGGAGCUUCGAUUACUUGACGAAAACGUCAAGAAACUGUACCCUUUGCUUCAUGAUGGGUUGGGUGAAGUAACGCAGGAGGUUUUCCAUGGGUAUUGUUCCAAGUUGAUGGAAUGUAAUGAGAAGUUUCUGGUGGGGUUAGAUGAACUUAAAUCGGAAAUGGAUCGGUUUUUCAAAGUCGUCGUUGACGGGCGUAUGGCUUUGUUGGACAAUUUUCAACAGCAGCCACCCAGAAGAGGUGUGCAGCAGGUUAGAAUGUGAUUUUCGUUGGAAAGUUCUUCGAUAUUAUCGUAUGUGUAUAGGUGUUUCGGUCAACUAUGUUCGUCAUGUUGUCUUUAUGCUGUAUCUCGGUUGCCUUUUGUUGGUAGGUACUUGGGUUAUUAUAUGUGUUUUGUUUUGGCAUCAAAUUUGCCGAUAUAUGUUUAUUGUCGUAGAGAAACUUGCUAUAGAUUUUGUUAAGCAUUUUGAACAGGUUUUGGCAUCUUUAGACA